AUGGACGAUUACCGGAGGCUCGUCGUGGCUCAGUUCUUCGAACCACUGCCAAACCUAUCCCAGAAUUCAUGUCACCAGUUUCUCUUACACCAUGUUGCCCCGAUCCUUCUUCCCAACUCUACCGGCAAGGUAGAUAUUCAACCUAGCCCUUUCCAGGGAAGCAUGAGCUAUACCGCUAUAUUACAUACUCAUUCCACAAACGCAGGUCAUCGCAUUGCCGUCCAGUUCCGAAGCGACAAGCAACACCUUUUUGGAGUCAACGAGGCUAGCCGCAUCCAUAGACCUAUUGUACCCCUAGUCACAUACCAGGGCAUAUACGAAGGUCUAUUUGUGUAUACAUCGCCUUUUGCAGAAGGGACACCGUAUAUCAGCGUCUUAAUGUCUUCUGAGGACUUUCAACUGCCGCUCCAGAAGAAGAUGGUGACUGUUAUGGACCUUGCAGACCUCGUUACUCGGGGAGCGAGAGCGAACACUGCUACAUUCAAUACCACUAUGUUCGGCCUCACUUCUGCUCUUGAGAGGAUCCGCCAUACGGUUAGUAACUACAUUUUCCGACACGUAACCCUUAGAAACUGUAUUUCUACUUGCAUUAGCAAGCUUCUACCGGGGCUACGUAAUAUCGCUACCCUCCCCGUCACCCUUACCCAUCAGGAUCUCACCCCGUUCAAUUACCUUAUCGACGACUCUACGGGCCGGGUCCAAGCUGUUCUAGACUGGGAUGGUACUCUAUACCUCCCAGUGGGGUCGAAUUCUUAUUUUAUGGAUAGUCUUUUCGGAUUCAUGACCCCAAGUGGUUGGCAAGACACGGAGGACCGUCGGGAACUCGAGACAGCGUUUUACGAUCGGGCUCUGGCUAGCCUUGCUGCGCAGGGAUUUGGCAGAAUAACAAAACAGCAACUAGAGUCGUAG
This is a messenger RNA of Penicillium nucicola, 909 nucleotides long. RefSeq lists its product as uncharacterized. Bases 1 to 909 code for a protein of 302 amino acids. NCBI's taxonomy places the organism in Eukaryota, Fungi, Ascomycota, Eurotiomycetes, Eurotiales, Aspergillaceae. The record is from RefSeq and is a predicted model, not a curated record. The transcript has a single exon.